AUGUUCACACUAAGUGCCUGUCUCCUGUCUGUCCCAAAGGAUGGGAUCCUGGUGGGGGCACCGGGGGCCUACGACUGGAAUGGAGCCGUCCUGAAGGAGACCCGACAGGGGAAGGUGGUUCCACCCAAGUCCUCCUACUCACAGGAAUUCCCAGAGGAGCUGAAGAACCACGGCGCCUACCUAGGUUACACAGUAACAUCGGUGGUGUCGGCCAGGAACGGUCGACUGUACGUGGCAGGGGCACCGCGGUUCAACCAUACUGGCAAGGUCAUCAUCUUCACCCUGAAGAACACUGGUAACCUCACCAUCCUGCACUCCCUCAAAGGACAACAGAUCGGGUCGUACUAUGGGAGUGAGAUCUCCCCGGUGGAUAUAGAUGGUGACGGAGUAACAGACAACCUACUGGUGGCAGCUCCCAUGUUCUUCAGUGGAGGCUGGGAGAAGGGCAAGGUGUACAUCUACAGAGUGACUGAACUGAAUCGUUUCGUCCUGGAGGGAGCGUUGGAGAUCCAGGACCAUGGUCAGAACGCUCGGUUCGGCUCCUCGCUGGCCCCGGUCCCUGACCUGAACGGGGACGGCUUCAACGACGUGGUGGUGGGGGCUCCGCUGGAGGAUGACCACAGAGGAGCUAUCUACGUCUUCUUCAGCCAACGCAACAGGAUUCUGCGGAAAUACAAACAGAGGAUAGCUGCGUUAGACAUCGCUAGUGGCCUGCGCUACUUUGGCCGUAGUAUCCAUGGCAGUAUGGACAUGAAUGAGGAUGGCCUGGUGGACUUGGCCGUGGGGUCCCUGGGGGCAGCCGUGCUCCUAUGGUCUCGCAGUGUCGUCCGAAUUCACGCCAACAUCAGGUUUGAACCCAGCAAGAUCAACGUCUUUGUGAAGGACUGUGAGAGGGGAGGCAAGGACGUGACCUGCAUGUCAGCCAUAGUGUGUCUAAACGUCACCGCCCGGACAGCCAUACCUCCUACACAGGAAGUGGCUAUCACUUACAACACCACCAUGGGGGAGCGCCGAUUCAACCCCAGAGCCAUAAUGGACGACCCUGAUAAACUGCUGUUUCAAAACCUGACCCUGCUUUCUGGAGAGGAGACCUGUCAACACAUCUACUUCCAUGUCGUGGAGACCACGGACUACGUGAGGCCCAUCGUGUUCACUGUGGCAGUGGCACUGCAGGAUCCCGACCAGGGCCCUGCGCUGGACGACACCUGGCCCACCACCUUCAGGACUGAGCUUCCCUUCUGGAAUGGCUGUGAUGAGGACGACCGCUGUAUACCAGGCCUGUCCUUACAGAGUACAACUGACCUGCUGUCUUGGAGGCAGUUCUGUGGGAAUGCAGUCCACUCCAGGGGUGCGAUGUGUCGACGUCUGUCCGAAGGAGGGACGGAGGGGUCAGAGCGAGUGAUGGAGGGAUCGAGGAGGAGGAUGGUGGUGGACGUUCGUCUGGAGAACAGAGGAGAAAACGCCUAUGGAGCCCGCCUCAACAUCACCUACACUCCUAACCUACGAUUCUCUAGUCUCAUAGUCAAGGACAACUCUGAUAUCAAGAUAGAGUGUCGCAGUGAGGACAGACAGAGGCAUGAGAAGACCUGCAACGUCAGUGCUCCCUUCAUGAGAGCCAAGACGCAGGUAUCUUUCCGCCUGGAGUUUGAGUUCAGCCGAUCAGUGUUCCUGGACCACGUACGAGUCAUUCUAGAAGCCAGCAGUGACGGAGAGGAGGUUACCUUAGAAGACAAUUUCAACGACAUCUUUCACCCGCUGAAAUACGAGGCUGACCUCCUAUUUACAAGGGACUCCAACCCCUCUGGCUGUGAAAUCAAAGCAGACCUCUCCCUGGAGAUACCAGGAAAUAUUGGUCCUCCAUUCAACUUCACCUUCCAGAUUCAGAACCUGGGCUUCUUUCCCGUGAGGGACCUGCAGUUGAAUAUAGAAAUUCCAGAGAUGACCAAAAACGGGAACCAGCUGUUGCAGAUAUCGGACUUCCAUAUUGACAAAACAGAUGGUACCCGCUGCAUACCCCCUCAACAUGUGGCACAGAGCAGGGCGUCCCCAGAAGACCUCUCUCGAGUCUCACGCCUGAACCAGUCCAAUACUCUGCCUCUGCCGGUCCAAUGCACUGUCAACCUGAACCCCUACAAGGAAGUCAGCGUCAGAAUCAGGGGGGCAUUGCGGUUGGACGCCUUGCAUGCUCUGAGGUUCAAAGUCCUGGAACUGGUGACGAGUGCAACAGUAAAACUUCCACCUUCAAGCCCCAUGUUUCUUCAUGAAGAAAGGCCUGUCAGACAUAUAAUCCUGGAGAUUAGGAAAGAAGGGGAUUACAGAAUCUCAAUCUGGAUUAUCAUUGGGAGCACACUGGGAGGGUUGUUACUGCUGUCCCUGCUCAGCCUAGCUCUAUGGAAGCUUGGCUUCUUCCAGAGGCAGAAGAGGAGAGAAGAGGAUGAGCAGGAGACCAAUGGAAAGGUGGCAGAGGAGCGGUAACUAACGCAGGCGAGGGACCAGCCAUCACACACACACACAGGGGAACCAACACUCAGGGACUGUCCCAUCCCCCCCGACACCACAGCGGUACAGUCCAGAAGGCUCUGCAAGAUGAGACCGUCAGAUCAAGACCUGCUCAGUGCACUGGAUGACCAACUGUACCUGUAUGACCCAUGAGACAUUAGCACUACCAACCAUAAUGCCCUGCCCUCCACUGUAAUGCUGAGACUACUGGACCCUCCUCGGUGCCUGGUUACCCAUACCCACCUCUGACCUCUACCCUUUAGCUAGACACCCUUCCCCAUGGUUACCCACCUCUGACCUCUACCCUUUAGCUAGACACGCUUCCCCAUGGUUACCCACCUCUGACCUCUACCCUUUAGCUAGACACCCUUCCCCAUGGUUACCCACCUCUGACCUCUACCCUUUAGCUAGACACCCUUCCCCAUGGUUACCCACCUCUAACCUCCACCCACACUGCCCCUGGUUACCCACCUCUAACCUCUACCCUGUAUCUAGACACCCUUCCCCCUGGUUAUCCACCUCUAACCUCCACCCACACUGCCCCUGGUUACCCACCUCUAACCUCUACCCUGUAUCUAGACACCCUUCCCCAUGGUUAUCCACCUCUAACCUCCACCCACACUGCCCCUGGUUACCCACCUCUAAACUCUACCCUGUAUCUAGACACCCUUCCCCAUGGUUACCCACCUCUAACCUCUACCCUGUAUCUAGGCAAUGGCACCCUUCCUCCUGACCACAUUGAAGAGCGAUGUAGACAUAUUUUGGUUGAUGAGUCCAUUCCUAUUGGUGUAAUAAUGACUAACUUGGAAAAGGCUGCAGUUAUAGUCAGACAAUGAUUCUGAGGCAAGCAGCUUACAUUUGAUUCACCUUGGUAGGCUUUGUUUUGAGAUAACUGUACAAGAAGAAACCUCAAGGUGCUGUGCCAACUGCAGGCGGCAAUAUUGGCUUACUAUGGCCGACUGCGCUGACAUGUACAGUACAUACUUCUGGAGAGAAACACAAAGACGAAGAAGUUGGCGGCAUGUGCCAGUAGAUGUGACUCUACCCAAGUGACUUUUAGAGAAUGGUAUUGUGAACUGAAAAUCUCCAAGACACCAGGACAACAAUUGUCCACAUUCAAGAACCUCUCUGGUGCUUUUGUUUCCAGAGAACUUUGUUUCCAGAGAACAGUUUUUUUUGUAAGUCCCAAGAAAAGACCUUCUGUUUUGGAGAUCCCACGUUCCUUCCCCUCUCCUCUCAUACUAGUCCUACCGUAUCUCCAUUGGAGGAGAAUACAUGGAAUAAAUUCAUCAUUUUGAUGCACUUUUACUUUGUAGAAAUACAAACUUGAAUUUUGUAAAUAGUCAAGUAUCUUUUUAUACAUAACCAAGUCUAAUAUUGUGAUUUUCCAGUUUUCCCCACAAGGAUUGUGGCAUUAUCCUGUUCCUCUACAGACAUGGCAAAUGAGUUUAGCCCACGAGACAAAUACAAAUGGGUUUUCUGACAUGCUUUGCACCACAACAAAUAGCCUUUGAAGAAGGGAUAUGCAUAGAACUAUUCUCCAUGCACCUGUUCUGAGCUGUUGAAGAACGACUUAUUCAGCAUUUCAACAAAAUGGCGGGCUAUCAUGUAAUGUUACAUGAUCUAAUGAGGAUCGGACCAUUGGUGUUUAGUGCUUCUAUGUGCAAAUGAAUCAUUUUCAAAUGUUUUUUUUGUCAAGGAAAUCCCUUUUGUUUAUUCAUGAAUGUCAGUGUCCAACCCAUGUGGAUGAGGUAUAAAUCAACUCUGAUACAUCUAGAA
Oncorhynchus kisutch (coho salmon) is the source of this 4278-nucleotide messenger RNA. Its product is annotated as integrin alpha-11-like. The transcript is spliced from 19 exons. Gene Ontology annotation, cellular component: integrin complex; external side of plasma membrane. The coding region runs from base 1 to 2475 and encodes 824 amino acids. Gene Ontology annotation, molecular function: integrin binding. The record is from RefSeq and is a predicted model, not a curated record. NCBI's taxonomy places the organism in Eukaryota, Metazoa, Chordata, Actinopteri, Salmoniformes, Salmonidae. Gene Ontology annotation, biological process: cell adhesion mediated by integrin; cell-cell adhesion; integrin-mediated signaling pathway.